Syngnathoides biaculeatus (alligator pipefish) is the source of this 1942-nucleotide messenger RNA. RefSeq names its product C-C chemokine receptor type 8. Lineage: Eukaryota; Metazoa; Chordata; Actinopteri; Syngnathiformes; Syngnathidae. The record is from RefSeq and is a predicted model, not a curated record. Gene Ontology annotation, biological process: immune response; chemotaxis; G protein-coupled receptor signaling pathway. The transcript has 3 exons. Gene Ontology annotation, molecular function: chemokine receptor activity. Bases 1 to 1023 code for a protein of 340 amino acids. Gene Ontology annotation, cellular component: membrane.
AUGGACGCAACAAUGAACGAGACGUUUGUUUACUUGGACAUGUAUGAGGACGAGUAUUCCGACGCAAAUUGCAGCCAGGGCUGCGACGAGAGUCCCCGGGUUUCGACAGAAUUCGCGGCCAUGCGGACCGUCCUCUGCGUCCUGUGCGUUCUCGGUUUGCUCGGCAACGCCAGCGUGCUCUGGAUUCUGCAGCGCUACGUCAAGCUGAAGACCUUGACGGACGUUUGCCUCCUCAACCUGGCGCUGUCAGACCUCAGUCUGGCUUUGUCUCUCUUGCUGUGGGCCUACAAUUCGCAGAGCCUGGCGGCGUGCAAAGUGGCGACGGGAGUCUACCAGUUGGGAUUUUACAGCGGCACUCUGUUGGUGACCUUGCUGAGCGCGGACCGCUACCUGGCCAUCGUCCACGCCGUGGCCGUCACGCGGACCCGGACGCUCGGCUACGGGCCGGCGGCCGGCGUCGCCGUCUGGCUCGUGUCCGUCGUCAUGGCGACCCCCGAGGUCACAUUCGCCUCCGUGGUGGCAGACGACGACAGCUCCCUGAGUUGCAAGCCGCUCUAUCCGGACCAAAGUCAGCAGUUUUGGAAGAUGUUCCGAAACUUCCGUGAGCACACGGUGAGCCUGUUCGUGUGUCUACCGAUCCAGAUCUUCUGCUAUGUGAAGAUCCUGCUCGUGGUGUCGAAGACGAGGAACUCCAAGAAGGCUCGAGCUGUGAAAUUGAUAUUAACCGUGGUGGGUGUGUUUGUUGUGUGCUGGGUGCCUUACAACGUUGUCGUUUUCCUUCAAACGCUGCAACUCUUCGCCAUGCUCGGCAGCCGCAAAGCCUCGAGAGCGAUCGACUCGGCCACGACCUGGUCCGAGAUCAUCGCGGUCUCGCACUGCUGCGUGAAUCCCGUCAUUUACGCGUUGGUCGGGGAGAAAUUCCGGGAGCCUUUGGGCAAUUUGUUGCCCAGGUACUGUUCCAAGCGGAGAUCUUCGGUCAACUCGGAGACAGAAACUUCCAACACGGCUCUGAGAUCGCAGUAGGAUACUCGCAGGAUCCCAUCUCCGGGAACUCCGGGAACUGACUGAUGAUCAUUUUUCGAAGCAGCGCAGGUACGACUUGGCCGAAUCAAUCCGCCAGAGGUCGUGUUGAAGUCGCCCUUAAAUAUUCCUGGGGUCUGCCUUCUUAUCAGCUUCCUGUGGACAAUUUGUAAGAAUUAGCACUUGCUAAGACACUUGAGGCAACGCGUUAGGGUUAGGGUUAGGUUUAAGUUUUUGGGAGGUCCAUAUGAAAUUUUAUGGAGCUAAAGCAAAACGACGCGAUGAAUGGGAAGUUGAGCUACAAGCGGCGGUGCUGAUGUGCAUGAUGUCGCAUCCGGUGGUGGUUGAGGCGCGAAACUCACCUCCAUCCAUCCAUUUUCCGUACCGCUUAUCCUCACCCGGGGUCGUCCCGCCUUCGGAGCCUGAACUGGUCGCCAGCCAAUCGCAGGGCAGACAGAAACAAACGUUUUUUUCGCGCUCACCUUCACACCUGCGGGCAAUUUAGGGUCUCCGACCACGUUUUGGGGAUGGGGGAGGAAACGGGCGUCCCCGGAGACAUGCCGGGCCGCCCGCCAAUCAAAAAUGCCAUCCCUUUUGUAUCCAUUUUUUUCCACUUGAUAUUGUGGAAAACGUGCUCAUUGUUGCAAAGGCUUGAAAAAACAUUUUUUCUCUCAAUUUUAGAGAUGAACCUGCCGAGUCAGGUCGACGUCCGCAUUGGCCAAAUGUGCAGCUUUAUGAUUUAUUCUAUUUAAAGAUGGACAGCCAAUGUUUUUCCUUAUCCUUAGUCAAAAUGUUAUCCCUUUUUAAAUCUUUUUUUUUUUUUAUGCUUUUAUAUCUGAUAUUUUUCACAUUAGUUGCGCUACUUCUUCGCUCUCACGAGCCUGUUUGUGCUGCGAUGCUCGCUGGGCCUUCCAUGUACUGU